GUGGGGAGGUUGGAGGCGCCCCGCCCAGUCAGCAAGGUUGCGCGUGCCCUGUGCGACCGCCAAGAUGGUAGUGGGCGCGUUCCCUAUGGCGAAGCUGCUAUACCUGGGCAUCCGGCAGGUCAGCAAACCGCUUGCCAACCGCAUCAAAGAGGCUGCCCGCCGAAGCGAGUUUUUCAAGACCUAUAUCUGCCUUCCGCCGGCACAGCUGUACCACUGGGUGGAGAUGCGGACCAAGAUGCGCAUCAUGGGCUUCCGGGGCACUGUCAUCAAGCCGCUCAACGAGGAGGCGGCUGCUGAGUUGGGUGCGGAGCUGCUGGGCGAGGCCACCAUCUUCAUCGUGGGCGGAGGCUGCCUGGUGCUGGAGUACUGGCGCCACCAGUCGCAGCAGCGCCACAAGGAGGAGGAGCAGCGUGCCGCCUGGGACGCGCUGCGGGACGAGGUGGGCCGCUUGGCGCUGGCGCUGGAGGUGCUGCAAACACAGGUGCAGGCAGUGCCGCCCCAGGGUGCCCUGGAGGAGCUGCGCAUGGAGCUACAGGAGGUGCGCGCCCAGCUCGGCUCCCCUGACCCACCACCUGCACUCCAGGCAGCGUCGUCCUCCAAGAAAUAGGGUGGUGCAGAGGCCUGGACCUCAGUGUGGUCCAUGGGCCCUGACUUGGCUGCCUUCCUGAACUUGCUGGGCCCACGGGAAACAACCAAGAUCUGGGUGGCACAUGGCAUUUGGCCACUCCCUGCUGAAGGACCUGGGUAUCUUGCCCUGGGACAAGUCCAGCAGGGGACACACCUGACAGCCCCUGUCAGCCUCUUGACUCCUCUGACCUCCCAUAGUGCUCAUCAGCUACCCAAAUCCGGGGACCUACAAGGCCUGCAGGCCUGCUGCGCUGUCCCCAUCUCAUCAUGUGACCCCGCCUUUCCCUGUGGUCCUGCCAUCAGAGGAAUGUCCCUUCAGCUGGUUCUGUGGAACACAGUUGUCCCACUGUGGCUUAUCAGGUCACUCCAGCUGGGCAUCUCCACCCUGUGGGAGGGGAGAAGGGGACUUUGGCCUGCAGUCCCCUCACAGAAUCGCGUGCGCAUCCCUCUCGGUUGGCCUGAGGUGUCAAGUAGCCUAUUCUCACAACGUGCUCUGUCUGUGGCACAGUCCACUGACUGGCCCUGCAGGUUCUUGUGUGGCCAUGCUCCACUGCCUCCUGUGGGGAGAAUGAUCCUCACGGGGCCCCAUCCAACCGUCUUUGAGCCUCGGCCACUCCCUACCCUCAGAGGCCCUGCAGGGCGUGCCCUCUCCUCCCUUGCCCACCGUCUUCAGUGGCGCCUCCCGGGCUGGUGGCCAGUGUGUGACAUUGUCCUCCCACCCCCGUCUUCCAUGCACACCCUUCCAUUGUAUGCCCUGGCCCUGGACUGUGCCCUCAUGUGGCAGGCCCUCCUCCCUCCGGAGGCCUGGGUCUCUCCUCUGUCCCACUAGACCAGGGUAACAGUUGGUCUCACCCCGUCUUUCAUUUCUGAGCACUGCCAUAACCCUUGACUGCUGGCGUGGUAGCUUAGAAGAACAGGAAUUCUCACAGCUCUGGAAGCCAGAGGUUCAAGUCAAGGAGUCAGCAGGGCCACAUACUUGCUUCCACUUCCGGGUGAUUCCAGGCCUUCUUGGCUCUGCCCCUGUUUCCAUGUGGCUUCCUCUUCUAUCUCUUUGUUUUUCGCAGAACCGGGGAUUGAAUUCAGGCCCUUGCGCUUGCAGGGAAGCACUUAUUCCACUGAGCCAUCUCCCCGGCCCCUCCUCUAUAUAAGUUAUAAAGACAGCUGUCACUGAAUUUAGGGCCACCCUAAAUCCAGGGUGCUCUUACCUCAAAAUCCCUAAUGAUGUCAACAAAGACCCUUUUUCCAAAUAGGGCCACGUUCACAGGUUCUAGGAGUUAGGACAUGUCCAUACCUUUUGAGGGUCCACCAUCCACCCCAUUACGGAAAAGCCACCAAAUAGAAAGUGAGAAGCUGGGCUUCCUAGGGAGCACCUUCCAUUCUUCUAGAAGAGAGGGAGAGGCUGAGGGCCGAGUGAGGCCCACUGGGGAUGUCCUUAAAGUUAGGAGUGAGUCAGAUGGGUGAAGUAGUGAAGAAGGCAAGGCAGAAAUACCACAGCUUGAAGGGUGACAGGGACAGAGCCAGGAAGAGGCUCAGUGCCUGGUUUCCAUGGUUACUAUUGGAGAGGUGGUCCACCCUGUCUCCGACAUCUCUCAUGACUUUAUGUGGCAGUAACUUGUCACCACAAAUCAGGGGCUCUGAGCUCUGGCUAGGGGACCUGCACUGUUCUAAGUGCUUUGCAUAAUGACCACAGCAUGAGGUCUCCCAUGGCACUGAUGAGGAAACUGAGGCAGAGAGGGGCAGUCACCUGCUCCAGGUCAGCUAGGCAGGGUUGGUAGCCUGAGCCCAAACCCCAGCUCCUUCAUGCUGUGUCAGCCCAAUGGGGUGCUGCCGUCAUACCCUAGAGCCUGGGAAUGCGAGCCGAUGUGUGCAGUAGGUGGCCAGGACCCCUUGCUCCACACAAGGGCGUGGGGCCAGAGAGCACUCUGUGGCUCUGGCUUCCUACUUGCCAACUUUGUGUAUAUUGUGCUAUGCUAAGAGGAGUUAAAAUAAACUGAUAGGAAAGCUGGGUGUCUUCAAGUUUAUGCCUUCUUUUUUCAUAUUUUAAAGAUCACUGUUAAGCUCAGAAAAAAAUGGCCUUCGUGUAUACUACCAUUUGAGAAAUUUCACUGAAAUUUUCACAGAAAUUUCACUGCAUACAGAGCCUGUUCUGCACUGUGCUGGGAUUUCAGAGGUGACCGAGACUGCCCACUUGCACCCACCCUCCUGGAGCUCACGUCCCGUUGAUGGGAUAGAUACACAGGCAGACCUUUUCCUUGUCACUUCCUGUGGUUGGGAAGAGGAAGAGGGAUGAACCAGAUUUCUCCUCUCCUGAGUGCCUCAGGGUGUGAACAGGAACCUGCUCAGGAAACCUCAGAGAGCUCUGCCCUUCCCAUCUCCUGGCCAGCUCUGUCAUCUCUGUGGCCCUGCUGCAUGGCCUUGUGCCUGGAAAUGGCCUAGAUUGGCUCAGAGCCACCCCAGGAGAAGAUGGCCUCUGAGCUCCCACCAGAUCCACCAGCCCUCCCACCAGAUCCCAGGGGGCAGUAAGCAGCUACCAUAAGAGAGCACGGAGCAAUGUAUUAGUUCUUGUUAUUGGGCCGGGGAUACAGCUUGGGCACAGCGCAUACCUGGCAAGCACAAGGUCCUGAGUUUGAUUCCCAGUACAAAAAAAAAAAAAAAAAAAUCCCUAC
This is a messenger RNA of Octodon degus (degu), 3293 nucleotides long. RefSeq names its product OPA3, outer mitochondrial membrane lipid metabolism regulator (gene Opa3). Lineage: Eukaryota; Metazoa; Chordata; Mammalia; Rodentia; Octodontidae. Bases 65 to 607 code for a protein of 180 amino acids. Gene Ontology annotation, biological process: regulation of lipid metabolic process. The transcript is spliced from 2 exons. Gene Ontology annotation, cellular component: mitochondrion. The record is from RefSeq and is a predicted model, not a curated record.